AUGGGAAGCGAAUCAAUGAGCCAUCAUCAUCACUUAUCGUUUAGAAAGAAACUAAAAUCAAAGCUUUGCAUCGCCGGGGGAUGUUUCCGAACGACCAACAAUCCCCAAAGUCUCCCUGAGCAACCAUUGUCUCCGACAACUCCAAAUGAGACAUCAACACAAAGCCCACAUGGCGGUGGUAUCAAGAACAAAUCUCCUAGACUUGCUCGGACCUUGUCCAAAUCGCACGAAAAAUGCAAAAAUCUGAUCCAUCGGAUCGGGGAAGGUAAGCACGUACGACGUCAUACGGCGGAUUUUCAUUAUGAUCCGUCGAGCUAUGCGCUAAACUUUGACAGGGGAGACGAGGACGAACAUGUCAAUCGUUUUCCACUUUACAACUUCUCUUCUAGGCUUCCUCAUUCACCACCUUCCUCUGCCACAUCGCCUGCAUCCUCCUUCACCAUCCAUAACCUUCUGCGGUGA
Messenger RNA from Eruca vesicaria subsp. sativa (arugula), 462 nucleotides. Lineage: Eukaryota; Viridiplantae; Streptophyta; Magnoliopsida; Brassicales; Brassicaceae. The record is from the annotation of a GenBank genome assembly.